UUAAAACCCAGAGCAGACUAAUAAUUAUUAUUGUCGUAUUUCCCAUAAUCUAAUUUAGCGUCCGUAAAAGAUAUGUCCCUGCUGUUAACGACGGUGUAACAACGCAGCAGAGUUUUGGCUUUUUCUCGAAAGGAUUACAAUUUGUCCCGCCCACUCAGAUAUUCAGUGCAAUGUUGCUACAGUAGCAGCCUAUGCCCCUGAUACCUGAUGCUGCAGUGUCACGGAUCACUGUGUCUAUUAUCUUGAUAUAAAAACAAGUCAGUGGCUGAUAUCAGUUGACUCGAUAAGCGUAAUAUUUUGGUUAUAGUAGGCUGUAUCUUGAAACGUGCACACUGCCAUUCAAAGUGUGAAGAGCAUGGUCGGGAUCACGGGCGCUUUGCAAUACAGUGGUGAGAAGAAGAACCCUGCCAUGCCCGGCUCUCCUGUGGAUGUUAAGACUCAUUCCAGACCAGUCCCCAGACCAGUCCCCAGACCAGUGCCCAGCAGCAGCAGCGCCACCAUGCCGCCCCUGCCCUCCGUGAACCCCAGCGGACCCCGGCCAGCCUCCUUCUCCUCCACCACUCUGACCAAUGGAAUCCACCACUCCCCGCCCACCCUAAAUGCUGUGCCCUCGCCGCCCCAGCGCUACAGCAAUGGGCCUAGCUCCUCAUCUUCCUCCUCGCUGGCCAAUCAGCAGCUCCCGGCCACAUGCGGCGCCCGACAGCUCAGCAAGCUCAAACGCUUCCUGACGACGCUGCAGCAGUUCGGCAAUGACAUCUCGCCCGAGAUCGGAGAGAGUGUCCGCAACCUGGUGCUGGCCCUCGUGAAUUCAACAGUCACCAUCGAGGAGUUCCACUCAAGGCUCCAGGAGGCCACCAACUUUCCCCUGAGGCCCUUCGUCAUUCCCUUCCUCAAGGCCAACCUGCCCCUGCUGCAGAGAGAGUUGCUCCACUGUGCGCGUGCGGCCAAGCAGACCCCAGCCCAGUACCUAUCCCAACACGAGCACCUCCUACUCAGCACUACUCUGGCCUCGCCCCCCGACUCCUCGGAACUGCUACUGGAGCCCAGCGAGAGAGAGAGAAACCCGACAGUUAAGAGACACAGUCCUAACAGGGGAAAAGAGAACGGCUUCCACGAGCGCUUCCCCGCCCUGGAGCCCCCAGCUAAGCGCAUCUGCACCAUCAGCCCGGCGCCCCGCCAUAGCCCGGCCAACCCCCUGCCCCUCAGCGCUCAGCUGCACCCCACGCCGCCCCCUCUGCAGCACUAUGCCCUUGAGGACAUCAGCGCCCCCCAUCUGCUGCACCGGGAGAGCAGCCACCGGAUACUGGAGCUCCGCGAGCUCAAGGACAGGCCUAGACUACCUGGCACUAACGGGGGCUACCGCGAGGAGCCCGUGGACCACAGGCUGACAGACAGAGAGUGGGCCGAUGAGUGGAGGCAUCUGGAUCAUGUGUUGAACUGCAUUGUGGAGAUGGUGGAGAAGACGCGUCGGUCGGUGGCUGUGCUGCGGCGCUGUCAGGAGUCGGACCGCGAGGAGCUCAACUACUGGCGGCGACGCUCCAGCGAGCAGGAAGAACCCCGCAAGGGAGGGGCCGCCACCGUGCCCACCCCCUUCUCCAAGACCCACAGCCCCCACACAGCAGCCAUUCCCGCCCCCUUCUUCAAGACCCACAGCCCCCACACAGCAGCAAUUCCCGCCCCCUUCUCCAAGACCCACAGCCCCCACACAACCGAGGGACUCAGCAGUGAAUCCCAGAGAGACUUUGCGCCGCGACCAGGCUCAGGCUACGUGCCUGAUGAGAUCUGGAGAAAAGCUGAGGAGGCGGUGAACGAGGUGAAGCGUCAGGCCAUGGACGAGGUCCAGAAAGCAGUGGCCGAGGCAGAGCACAAGGCCUUUGAGAUGAUCACGUCCGAGCGGGCCAAGAUGGAGAAGACACUGUCCGAGGCCAAGAGGAAGGCCACGGAGGACGCCAUCCAGGUCAUCAAUGAGCAGGAGGACUCAAGUGAGUGUUGCUGGAAUUGUGGUCGCAAGGCCAGCGAGACGUGCAGUGGCUGCAAUGCGGCGCGCUACUGCGGCUCCUUCUGCCAGCACAAGGACUGGGAGCGCCACCACCUCAUCUGCAGCCCCGGCCUGCAGACCCAGCCCAAGCCCGUGUCCGCCAUCACAGCUGCCAGGGCCGCUGUUACCGCAGGAGCCAAGGCCCCCGAGAGCGUCCCAACAACUGCCAGCCCCGGGGGGGAGAAGGGGUCGGUCGCCUGUCCUUCCUCCACCCCAUCCACUCCCACAUUAAUGCUAGAGACCAACGGGCAGUAAAAGCCAGGACUAGGACCAGUGAUACUGGUCCUCAAGAUGGCCUCCAUUCCCAUUUUCCUUCCAUUCUGUUGUUCCUGACUGUUAAAAUGGACACCAGGACCUUAUGCCCCAAAAUGGCUUCCUUUCUUUGUUUCCCUUUCCUCUUGAACUGCGACGGUGAAAGGUGCUGGUUUCCAUUGUUCCAUCAUUUGGCUGUCACCCGUCGGGUAUCUUUAGGUUAGCGUUUGUCUCUUCAGGUUCUAAAGGUAUCUAGGUUAGCAGUUGGCUAUUUAGAUUCUAAAGGUAUCUUUAGGUUAGCGUUUGUCUCUUCAGGUUCUAAAGGUAUCUAGGUUAGCAGUUGGCUAUUUAGGUUCUAAAGGUAUCUUUAGGUUAGCGUUUGUCUCUUCAGGUUCUAAAGGUAUCUAGGUUAGCAGUUGGCUAUUUAGAUUCUAAAGGUAUCUUUAGGUUAGCGUUUGUCUCUUCAGGUUCUAACGGUAUCUAGGUUAGCAGUUGGCUAUUUAGGUUCUAAAGGUGUCUUUAGGUUAGCGUUUGUCUCUUCAGGUUCUAAAGGUAUCUAGGUUAGCAGUUGGCUAUUUAGGUUCUAAAGGUAUCUUUAGGUUAGCGUUUGUCUCUUCAGGUUCUAACGGUAUCUAGGUUAGCAGUUGGCUAUUUAGGUUCUAAAGGUAUCUUUAAGUUAGCGGUUGCGAGGGAGAGGAGACAAGGGAAGAAAGCUGUUUUUAAGACAUGACCCUCAGCUCUGGACACCAACCUUAAUUUAGCCAAGGAAGUGACAUCAUGGACAGGAAGUUAUGUCACAGACAUUGAGUGAGCGGAGGAGGAAAUGAGGUCACUGAUGUCACCAGUCAUGUUACACAGAAAGAGAACAGAUUGCUUUGGUGAUGGUGGGCAGAAGACAGACUCAUCUGCUUUGGGACUUGGAGGAUCCAUCUUCAACAGUUGGACAAACAGACAAUCUACCUGACAGAUGGACACUUGUUUCGCUUCAUCCAAAAUCUCAAUCCCCAGUAGGGUUGAGACAACUGAGGACGAACUUCAAUCCCCAGAUUUUAUUUAAGGGGACAGUGGGGGGGUAUGAGUUUUGGAAUGGUCUUUUAUACCCACGAGGGUGAGUGAUGAUCGAAGUACUCACUGCAUAUUUCCUAGUUUACCAUUGUGUAUAUAAAGAUAAGAGAAAAGAGGGUUAUUGUCGGUAUACAGUGUAAUAAACAGUACCAGAUCUACAGAAAAGAGGGUUAUUGUCGGUAUACAGUGUAAUAAACAGUACCAGAUCUACAGAAAAGAGGGUUAUGGGUCGGUGUUGACAGUGUAAUAAACAGUACCAGAUCUACAGAAAAGAGGGUUAUGGGUCGGUGUUGACAGUGUAAUAAACAGUACCAGAUCUACAGAAAAGAGGGUUAUGGGUCGGUAUACAGUGUAAUAAACAGUACCAGAUCUACAGAAAAGAGGGUUAUGGGUCGGUAUACAGUGUAAUAAACAGUACCAGAUCUACAGAAAAGAGGGUUAUGGGUCGGUGUUGACAGUGUAAUAAACAGUACCAGAUCUACAGAAAAGAGGGUUAUGGGUCGGUGUUGACAGUGUAAUAAACAGUACCAGAUCUACAGAAAAGAGGGUUAUGGGUCGGUAUACAGUGUAAUAAACAGUACCAGAUCUACAGAAAAGAGGGUUAUGGGUCGGUGUUGACAGUGUAAUAAACAGUACCAGAUCUACAGAAAAGAGGGUUAUGGGUCGGUGUUGACAGUGUAAUAAACAGUACCAGAUCUACAGAAAAGAGGGUUAUUGUCGGUAUACAGUGUAAUAAACAGUACCAGCUCUAGAGCAUCUCACGUCUGGAAAUACAUUUUGGAGGUGACAUGAUCGCGAAGUCACCGCUACAAUCCUGUUUGUAUGUACAGUAUAGCUGUCCUACUUUUCUUGCUAUUCGUCAAAAGUUAUUAGUCAGGUUCCUCUUUUGAGUGUGUACAGUUGAAGUCGGAAGUUUACAUACACCUUGGCCAAAUACAUUUAAACUCAGUUUUUCACAAUUCCUGACAUUUAAUCACAAUAAAAAUUCCCUGUCUUAGGUCAGGUAGGAUCACCACUU
This is a messenger RNA of Oncorhynchus gorbuscha (pink salmon), 4373 nucleotides long. RefSeq names its product protein CBFA2T2-like. Gene Ontology annotation, molecular function: transcription corepressor activity. Gene Ontology annotation, cellular component: nucleus. NCBI's taxonomy places the organism in Eukaryota, Metazoa, Chordata, Actinopteri, Salmoniformes, Salmonidae. Gene Ontology annotation, biological process: negative regulation of DNA-templated transcription; DNA-templated transcription. The record is from RefSeq and is a predicted model, not a curated record.